Molecule: messenger RNA, 1669 nt
Organism: Gymnodraco acuticeps
Lineage: Eukaryota; Metazoa; Chordata; Actinopteri; Perciformes; Bathydraconidae
Product: probable G-protein coupled receptor 34
Exons: 2
Coding region: 323-1549 (408 amino acids)
Biological process (GO): G protein-coupled receptor signaling pathway
Cellular component (GO): membrane
Molecular function (GO): G protein-coupled purinergic nucleotide receptor activity
Source: RefSeq, a predicted model, not a curated record
UCUGAGGGGGGAGAGGGUGAGAAUAGAGAAGGACACAGACUGCUACAGAGGAAGACUGUAGAGAGGAGGAAGAGGAGAUUCCAACAAAAGGACGUGAGAAAGGAGUGUGCAGGAUUUGUGACUCAGUCAGAUAGUUAAGAAAAAAGGACGGUUUUCGCAUUAUAUCAGAUUCAUGGAGGUUCAACAGACAGUGGAUUGCUUUGCUGCUGCAGCUCUCGACACUUUCCCACACAUUAAAGUGCAGCUGUGCUGAAAUCUCUCCAGGAGGAAUAUUGACGAGUCAAAGGAUCAACAACUCUGAAGUCGCCACUCUUCCGACACAAUGACCACCGCUUCCUCUUCCUUACUCUUCGCUCUGUCAGCCUCUUCUUCGUCUAACACCUCUACCCUCCCCGUUUCGAUGUUUACCGACACCUCGCUUCCUAAUUCCUCUUCCUCAAACCAGACUACGUGUUCGUUUGAUGACCACGCCCUCCGUCUGCCUCUCGCCGUUCUCUACUCCCUGUUCUUCCUGUUUGGGCUUGUGGGUAACCUCUUCGCCCUGUGGGUCUUCCUUUUCCUGCAUUCAAGCCGCAACUCUGUGCGUGUGUUUCUCAUAAACUGCGCCGUGGCUGAUCUGGUGCUCCUGGCGUGUCUGCCCUUCAGGGUUUUCUACCAUCUCAAUGGAAACCGCUGGGCGCUGGGGUCCGUCGCCUGCAAGAUGGUGGGAAACCUUUUCUACAUGAACAUGUACAUCAGUAUCACGUUACUGGGGCUCAUCAGCUUGGACAGAUACCUGAGGUUGAAGGGGAAGGGCAGAGCGCGGAGAGGCGUCAGGAUGACCCUGUGGGGGCGCAGCCGGCACUGGAGCUGGUUGGCGUGCGGCGCUCUGUGGGGGCUGUCUCUGGUGGCGCUGGUGCCCAUGAUUGCUACAGCAGAGGACAAAGACUCCCAGGGCAAGUGCUUUCAGUACAAGCAGCGUAGCAGCAAAGCCAAAGGGAAGGCUUACUUCAACGGCGUGCUGGUGCUGCUGUUCUGGCUCGUCUUCGUCAUGCUGGUGGUCUCCUAUGCCAAGAUCGCUGCCCAGCUGAUGAAGGUGUCCCAGGACAAGCCGGACCUUCCCAACGCGCACAGAUACCAGCGCACCGCCAAGAAGUCCUUCUUCGUGCUCUUCCUGUUCACCAUCUGCUUUGCGCCCUACCACGCCUUCCGCCCCGUCUACAUCAUCUCGCAGCUGAGCAAGGCGGUCUCGUGUGACUACUUAAAGCUGGUGGACCGCACCAAUGAGAUAAUGCUGUUAUUCUCCGCCUUCAACAGCUGUUUGGAUCCUGUCAUGUACUUCCUGUUGUCCGGCACAGUGCGCAAAACCGCCCUGCGAGCGCUUGGACACCGACUCCGCAACCGGUUCAUCUUCCUUAAUGACGCGACGUCAAACAGCUCGACCACAGAGUUCAGACGAGGUUCUGUGCCUAUGGCUAACACCCCCUCGGGCACCCCCAGGACGAGCAUCUGCAUCAUCAACUCCACCCUGCGCCGCACAGGACUGAACGCGGUGCCGGCUACUGGAUAACAGGGAUGACGUUAUCUGACUUUUCAAGCAUAGUCCGGACUGUUUGGACAAUUCUUUGUAAAUCGAAUAAUGCACAUAUCUUAAUAUUUUGUGAAAACAAUAAAUGUUUUGUUUACCGAU